AAUCUCUAUGGUGUUUUGGUUCCGAAGAGGAAGUUGCGAGAGAAAAGAAAGGAGGAGACGUGAUCGGGGUUGUUGAGAUAAUUUCACGGUCCAGCACAACGAAAUUAAACAGUUGACGAUAAUUAACGGCCAUAUCGUUGGAGAACAGUAUAGUGGAAAUCAUCAGCUGACUCCCAGCCGGCAAACCACGGGACAGUGCAGCGUGUGUGUGAGUGAGUGACACGGAGUGGGGUGAUUGACACAGGUCAUGGCCAAUCGGGGAGGAGCGACACGCCCCAACGGGCCCAACGCCGGCAACAAGAUCUGCCAGUUCAAGCUGGUGCUACUGGGUGAAUCUGCUGUGGGUAAAUCCAGCCUGGUGCUGCGCUUCGUCAAAGGCCAGUUCCACGAGUUCCAGGAGAGCACAAUAGGAGCUGCUUUUCUGACCCAAACGGUGUGUCUGGACGACACAACGGUGAAGUUUGAGAUCUGGGACACGGCAGGACAAGAGAGAUACCACAGCCUGGCUCCCAUGUACUACAGAGGAGCCCAAGCAGCCAUCGUAGUCUACGACAUCACCAACGAGGAGUCUUUUGCUCGAGCGAAGAACUGGGUGAAGGAGCUUCAGAGACAGGCCAGUCCUAACAUAGUCAUCGCACUGUCCGGUAACAAGGCUGACCUUGCCAACAAGAGAGCUGUUGACUUCCAGGAUGCGCAGUCCUAUGCAGAUGAUAAUAGUCUACUCUUCAUGGAGACGUCGGCAAAGACAUCCAUGAACGUGAACGAAAUCUUCAUGGCAAUAGCGAAAAGGUUGCCCAAGAGCGAGCCCCAAGCAGCUGGCCCCAACAGCGGGCGAAGUCGGGGGGUGGACCUAACGGAGACCGCCACCCCCACCAAGGCCCCCUGCUGCAGUACCUAAGGCAACACCCUGUUCCAGCGCUGUGAUUCGUCAGUCACUAUUGAGACGCCCCUCCCCCCCCUCCCAAAACUAUUUUGAUCUGCAGUAACACACAAAGCUAAGCUCCACCCCUUCCGUCUCGUCUCUUCUCUGCAGUUGCUAACACAAAGCCCCGCCCUUCAGACAGGAAGUGACUAAUUACAAGCUCCGCCUCCAAAACGGUCUGGUCCAAUGGAGCGCCUCUAACUCAGCUGUCACUAAUCCCCCUCCCCCCCACUCUGUGUGUAACCUUGGAAACGAGAGGCGUGGCUUCCUUUGCCCUGCCCCUCCGGCACAGCUAAGGACUUUAGAAAAACAUUUCUAAUGAAGUCUUCUUCUUUUUCUGACUCAUUAUUUUUUUUUAUUUGAUUUGAUUUGCUUUUUUGUCUGUUUUUUUUAUUUCCUCUCUCCUUGUUUUAAAUGUACUUAACAGAAUUAUGAAUGCAUGCAUCACUACAAGGCCUAACAUAAACAAAAAAACAACAACAACACACACACACACACACACACACACACACACACACACACAAAACACACAGCACACGGCAAGGAUUUGUGCUGUUCCAUGAAGAUAUAAACAGGAGUUUGGUCAACACACUAGCACAGGCACACACACACACACACACACACACUGACACUUACCUGCAAACACACAGUAGUCCAUACAGAGGCACAGCCUUGUCUACUUCCUGCAGACCUGCUGAUAUUGUGGAGUUGUGCAUAAACGCGUCAUGUUACACCGUGUUAAGUGUGUGUGUGUGUGUGUGUGUGUGUGUGUGUGUGUGUGUGUGUGUGUGUGUGUGUGUGUGUGUGUGUGUGUGUGUGUGUGUGUGUGUGUGUGUGUGUGUGUGUGUGUGUGUGUGUGUGUGUGUGUGUGGUUGGUUUGGCUGACCAGAAACCCUCAUAGAGAACAGCACAGAGGUAAAAACUUAAGACACAUUGGCACAGGUCACACUUAACCUUUAGUUGGUUGGUUACACACACGUUCACUUUUAGAGCCGAAAGUAGAGUUUGUUUUUCCCCCCUUCUCUUCCUUCAUCUUCAUGCCUGUCUCAUAAUAUAUCCACACACACACACAAACACCCCCCCCCCCCAUCUGGUCUGUAAUUCUGACAGCUGUCUUUUCAUGCCUUGCACUAAGUAUGCUCAUGAUUCUGUCCGAUGACCGUGUGACAUAGAGAAAUAUAUAAAUAAUUUACUGUAAAUAGGGUGAUGCAAUGUAGUCGACUUUUCAUUUCAUAUUUACACAACUAAUGCUUGCUAGGGAGUUGUCUUGGUAAUGAUAAAACAAAAAAAAACUGUACAGUAACCAGUAACCUGCUUUGAUAUGGGUUUGGACAUAUGAGCUUUUGUUUUUUUGUUUUGUUUAUUUUUCACAGAAAUGGUUAAAUUAUAAUCUUUGGUGGUCUUUAUAAAUGUAUGUAGUGUUAUUAACAAAUGGAAAACAAAACAAAAAAAAAACAGACGUGCAUUUCUUUAGUCUGAACUGCUGAGGGUUGUAUUAGUCCUAACAGGUUUCCCCUGUCGGCCUGCCCCCCCUGCCCCUGCCCCUGCCCCGCACUUAUCCAAUCAGAGCUGACCCAACACCACCUAGCCCCUCCCUCCCUCCGUCAAUCAGACUCCCUGACCAACCAGACACAAGGCACUGGACCAGAGGCCCUGGCUGACUGGCUAGCUGUCAGUCACAUGAUGAGUGAAAGUUAGGGUGAGCAGGAGGAGAGAGGGAGCUGCGCUGACCUCACGUGCGCUCGCUCGCCAGCUCGCUCGCAGAACCACACACACACACACACACACACACACACACACACACAGGGUUCCACAUGUUCUUGUGUCCUCUAGAACGUUCUCCAUCCGCUGGGUGUGUGUGUUCUACAUGUUUAUUUGCAGUGAGUGCUGAAUGCAGCCAGGUCAAGAAAAAAAAAGAGAAAAGAAAUUAAAAAACGACAAAAUCUAAAUGCGAGCAUUUUACAGUACUAUUCAUUUACCAAAUAAAAACAUCAAUAAAGACAUGAAUACCUAA
This is a messenger RNA of Sardina pilchardus (European sardine), 2936 nucleotides long. RefSeq names its product RAB5A, member RAS oncogene family, a (gene rab5aa). The record is from RefSeq and is a predicted model, not a curated record. Bases 248 to 898 code for a protein of 216 amino acids. NCBI's taxonomy places the organism in Eukaryota, Metazoa, Chordata, Actinopteri, Clupeiformes, Clupeidae. Gene Ontology annotation, cellular component: endosome; Golgi apparatus. The transcript has 6 exons. Gene Ontology annotation, molecular function: GTPase activity; GTP binding.